CGCGGCGCUUCCUUGCCUUUGCCGUGUUUUGCUGAGCGACAUGGGCCUCUUCUCGUCCGCCCCCGACGAGGAGCAGCAGAAGGCAUGCCUCGCCGCCCUCGCCGCCGCCUUCCCCGACGUCAGCGAGCGGACCCGCAAGCAGUACGCGGCGUCGCACAAGUUCAAGCCCGACAAGGCGUCCAAGGCGCUGGGCGAGAGCGAGAAGUGGCGGGCAGAGACUCUGCCAAGAGCGCCCGGCCCCGACGGCAGCGAUGGCGCCGCCGCCGCGUCGCUGCUCUUCACGCACCGCGGCUUCGACCACCACGGCCGCCCCGUCUUCCUCUACUACGGGAGUUCCUUCGCGCCCAAGAAGUGGGACGCGGACGCCGUCAUGCUCGGCGUCGUGCACACGCUCGAGGCGGGCUUCGCCGCCGCCGAUGCCAAGGACCCGACCAACGACGGAUGCUGCGUCAUCAUCUUCCUCAUGGACGGAGGCACCAAGCUCGACAUGGGCCUUGCCAAGCAGUUCUCGCGCCUGGUCGGCGCGCACUACCCAGGACGUGCGUACAAGGCGCUCAUCUACCCGGGCACGCCUCUCGCCACCAGGCGUGGAGGUCGUCCUCGUCAAGCAGAAGGUGGAGGGGCGCAAGACCUUCGAGGAGCACCUCCCUGAGGAGACCCUCUCCCUCGUCGGCAUCGACAGCUGGGAAAAGGUGCCGUGGGGGUCCGACCCAGACCGCGACGGCGCGCCGGCGUGCGACGCCGACGCCGGGGCUGUGGCGGCGGCGGGGCCAGCCUGAGCCUACUAACAUAUACAGUCGGGCGCGCGUUGUGUCGCGGGGAGAGUGGCGCGGGCCGUGGAUUGGCGGCCAGCUGGAUCAGCUACCGCACCGCGCGGCGUCCCCAUCGCAUCACGACGAGGAUAUACGGCUUUAUGCGUGCGGAGAGUCGCAAUGGACUCGGUCCCGGUCAGACGUGAGUGUCGUGAGGGAGGGGAGGCGGGGGACACGGGAAGUCUGGGCAACGUAAACGUAGAAAUAAGGAAAGUGCCCCCAGAGAGGCCAGAGACUGUGAGCUCAGAGUCCAGAAAAUCUCGCGAUCCGAAAACCGCGCGCGCGCACAAACACACGUCACAGUUUGUACAGUGUACUACUGGAGUACACACACAUAUGCACAUCCCACAUCAUGCACAUGCUAGCGCAUCUCUGCCAGUGGCGCCGAUGGCGACGGCGCGAGG
This is a messenger RNA of Emiliania huxleyi CCMP1516, 1216 nucleotides long. RefSeq lists its product as hypothetical. The record is from RefSeq and is a predicted model, not a curated record. The transcript has 7 exons. Bases 85 to 1008 code for a protein of 307 amino acids. Lineage: Eukaryota; Haptophyta; Isochrysidales; Noelaerhabdaceae.